CUGCUUGAGUGGACAGCGGCCACACAGGCCAAGCCACCCAGGAGCAUCAUUGUGUCAGGUCCAGUUGGAGGUUUUGUGAUGUCCAUCGCUGACAUGGAGCUGCUCUCUACACAUGGACACUUGCCACGGGGUCAACUGGCCCAGGAGAAGCACCAGAUGCUAGACCUGAACCGACGCCUGGAGAGCUACCUGGGCCGGGUCAAAUUCCUGGAGGAAGAGAACAUGCUGCUCACCCAAGAGAUCCAAGCCCUGCAGCGCAGCAAUCACAGCACCUCAGUUAGGAAGAAGAGCAUGCAGGAAGAACUCCGUCAGACCAGAGCAGAGCUGGACGCAGCCUGGAGGGACCGAGUCUGCACGGAGAUGGAGGUCAACAAGCUGAGUGAGGAGCUGAAGGCUCUGGACCGGCACUGGCAGAGGGAAGCGCAGGCCCAAGCGGAGGCCAAGACCAAGCUGGAACUGAGUAGGAAGGAGCUGGAGGAGGAGCACCGGGCUCAAAUGUGGCUCAGGCAGAAGAUCAGCCAGCUGGAGGAUGAAAUGAGCCUCCUGGUUCAGACCCAUCAGCAGGAUGUGGCCCGCUUGGAAGGAACACUGAAACAUUCCAGAGCGUCAGUACCACCACACUUUGCCCAGAGGGGAAACCCGACUUCUGACCUCCAUCAGCUGGAGCAGGAGCUCUGCCAUAGGGCCUCCAGAGCCUGGCAGGAGAUGGCAGAAACCUAUGAGGCUCAGUUAGUUGAGCUGGAGGAGUCCCUGAACCAGAACAGGGCACGCUUGAGCCAAGCGGACAGAGAGAAGAGCGAGAACCAGGCGAAGCUGCGAGCACUGGAGAGGGACAUGGUCUCUGCUCGAGAUGUUAGGAUGCAUCUGGAGAGGAGUGCUGACCAGCAAAGGGAGGAACACAGGCAGAACAUCCACAAACUUCAGGAGCACUGGGAGAUCUUGGAGAAGGAGAAGGAAGAUCUAGGCCAGCAACUUGAUCUUCUGGUCCUGGAGAACCGAGGCCUGCUGCAACAGAAGAUGUCUCUCAGCAUUGAGGUUGCCACCUACAGUGCUUUGCUGGAUGGCGAGGGCCUUCGAAGAGACAUCACUCUGCAGAAACAGCCCAGAAAUAUUUCAUUUAAAGACACAUCUUUGAAGGCUUUUCCAGAGAAUUAUCGCCGUCACACCACUCCCAUCUCGUCUCCUCUCCACCGACCGCCAGCCGCAUUUAAUGCUACCAGGCUCUUGAGGUACAAGCCCGAAACCAACAGAGAACCUCAGAAGGAACCAGGAAAGCCUGACAAGGAGGAUAAAACUACAACGGCAAAGCAAGAAAUCCCGUAUCCCAAAAUACUACAGAAUGGAGCAGUGGAAGAGUUCAGAGCGCAGGAAGUGGAUGAGAAAGUGACCUACGCUGAGCCUCUUUCUCCUUCAGGAGAAGAGGAUAAGCUUCCUGAUGGAGACGUGUGUGAAGAUGUUGUUUCUGUGGAGGAAAAAGCAGCUGUCAGCCUUAAUCACCAGUCUUCAUUGCCACCGGUCUCUAAUGAAAUCAUUCAGCAACAAACCAGCAGCCAGGAACAGACAUCAGACCUUCUGGGAUUGACAGAGGAGACUUUCAGUUCCUCAGCAGAAUGUGGUCAAAAAGAGACAACUGGUGUUCCGACUGAGGCGUUGGCGGAGGAAGUGUGUGCGAAAUAUCAGGAGGAAACGUCAAGUUCAGAAACAGAGGCCUUACUGGAAGCCACUCCAGAAUCCAGGACAAGUAGCCCAUCUUCCCAGUGUGAUGAUGCAGAGGAGAUAAACAUCUCCAAGAAGCACACUGAUGAGAUGAGGCAGGAAAUAAGCUACUCCACCUCGGCAACAAAUGAAAUAGAAGCAGUGGACAUGUUGUAUACCGAUGGAGAAGAGAUGGACACGUGGGACAGUGUGAUGGAAAAGAAGAUCUAUGUUGAGCCAAAUGAUCCAAAACCAGAGGCAGAAUAUGCAGAACCGGAGGAGAGCAUCUCAGCAAGAAGGUCUGAGCCAUGCAGAGAAGAAAUGAAGGAGCAAGAAGACCACAUUUCCAACCACCAUGGAGAGCACUCUCAGUGUUCCAACAACCAUGAUGAUGAGGAUGAAGACUCACAAAACGUCUCGGUGUCCUGGAGGACCGAGUUAGAGAGUGACAGCUACGCUCUGGACAACACUCUGGCCGACACGCGUCCUCUAAUCCGAUACAAGAGUGAUGAGACAGACGCCAACACUCAGGCAUCACACGUAGAAGAGAGCGAGUCCAGUGAUGGCGAGCAGGACCAGAAGACCGGAGACCCCGUUGCCUGGAGUGAGAGCAAGGCUAAGAACUUUGGAACUAUGGAGGAUCUUUGUGAGGAAGUGGAAGAGGAAGCAGUGGAGUGUGAGCAGGAAUAUGCCAGGCUGGACAACGCCACCUCAGAGGCCAGUGAGGUCAUCUUGGAUGAAGACGUUAGGAGCACACCUGUGGUCCCCGAAAAUGUUCUCUAUGAUGAGGAGAUCGAUACGGACAGACUUGUGGAGCUGGAAUUGGAAAACCUCUCCACAGAUAGAUAUGCUUCCCACUUUGCUCAACACCUGGACAACUACAACCAGGUGGAGCUACCUGAGGAUGAUGAGAAUGAAAUGAUGAUGAUGGAACAACAUGUCGACCAAGUGAACACCUGCAUGGAAUCUAAUGGGCAAGCAGAAAACAAUGUGGACCUCAAGGACUUCACAAAGUUCCUGGAGGAGGAGAAGAACGAGGAGGACGAGGAGGAAGAGGAGGAAGAGGAAGAUGACCAGGAUGCUUCAGAGGAUCCGGGAAGAAUGGAGGAAGACUUUCACUUUAAUGUUUCCAUGGAAACACAUGUGGAUGAAAUACAAGAUCCCAUCGCCUUUAGUGAGUUCCUCAACAGGACUGACAUAGAAGAAGAAGAUGUAGAAGAAGAAGAAAUAGAAGAAGUAGAAGAAGAAAAAGUAGAAGAAAUAGAAGAAGUAGUAGAAGUAGUAGAAGAAGUAGAAGACGUAGAAGAAGUAGAAAAAACAGAAGAAGUAGAAGUAGUAGAAGUAGUAGAAGACGUAGAAGAAGUAGAAGAAACAGAAGAAGUAGAAGUAGUAGAAGUAGUAGAAGAAGUAGAAGAAGUAGAAGAAACAGAAGAAGUAGAAGUAGUAGAAGUAGUAGAAGAAGUAGAAGAAGUAGAAGAAACAGAAGAAGUAGAAGUAGUAGAAGUAGUAGAAGAAGUAGAAGAGGGCAGAGAGGAGCCAGAGUCUGUCCUGGAAAAACUGCAAGAUCUCAUCUCUGCCGACGUACAAGCUACUUCAUGUUUGUCUGCAGAGAGCCUCGUAGAAGACACUGCAGACUGUCUGGCAGCUGAUUGGACAGUCUUGGAGAACCCCAGGGAGGACUUAGACAUCCCAGCUCCGAAGGAUGAAGAAGCACCAUGUGAGGAAUCUGUCCAGAGUCGUCCAUGUGAGCAAGGAGGCGACAACGAGGGUGCUGCCAUAUAUGAAAAGGAACCUGUAGAGAUCUCUCCUGAAACAACACUCGAGGAGAACGUCAUCUUCACCGUGGAAGACUCAGCAGAAUUCCUCAAAACCAACGGCAAAGACAAGCACGACUUCUGGGCGUCGUCCGUGGAGGACGCCGCCACUUUCCGAGCAGAUGACAACACGACUGAGGAUGACAAUAUCAUGACCUUCGAUGGCAGGCUGGAUUGGGGGAAGGCGGUCAACGGGAGCUCCGCCCAUGGACACGCUCCUCAGAAAGAGGGGGGAUUGGUCCAUUCUGAGGAGUCGGAAGCUGAGGGUGGAUUCUGGUCUUCUGGGGAUGAGUAGUCUGAAGCAAAAGAAUACAGCUGCUUUUAAAACACGUUUUAGAGGUCAUAGCGCCCCCUUGUGUUCUUGUUAGCCUGACUAUUUAGUUUGGUUUUUUUAGGGCAAAAAUGUUGCUUUUUAAAAAACACGUCUGUGGAAAUUCUCAGUCAUCAAAUCAUGGUAAUCCGAAAAAGUUGAAUUUUCCUAUUUGUUCUCUCGAAGACAGAGCAACCCUGAACAUUCUCCCUUCCUUCAUUUUCUACCACUUUUCCUCACGAGGGUGCUGGAGCCUAUCCCAGCUGUCUUUGGGCGAGAGGCGGGGUACACCCUGGACCGGUGGCCAGCCAAUCACAGGGCACAUAUAGACAAACAACCAUUCACACUCACAUUCAUACCUAUGGACAAUUUGGAGUCACCAAUUAACCUAGCAUGUUUUUGGAAUGUGGGAGGAAACCGGAGUACCCGGAGAAAACCCACGCAUGCACGGGGAGAACAUGCAAACUCCACACAGAGAUGGCCGAGGGUGGAAUUGAACCCUCGUCUCCUAGCUGUGAGGUCUGCGCGCUAACCACUCGACCGCCGUGCCGCCCCCCUUAUUUGUGCCAUCAUCUAUCAUCUCGCAUCUCUCCCCCAAAGAUUGUCUCACUUGCCUGGAACAGUGACCACCGAUGAGUUGUUUGGCCACCAGGCAGGCAAAUCCAGGACGAUCGUUCACCAACCACGCCUGGCAACAACCACAAACACCCCACUGUGACCCCCAGGGACAUACAUUUGAAAACGUCCAGUUGCCCCAAUUCAACCUUUUUAAGACGUGUGGACAAAUAUCUAGUAAAGUUGACGUUAAAGCUCGCCUAAAUAAGUCCAAGUUGUGCCUUGGAGCGCACCCUAGUGGUGCAAAGCACCAACGUGCCAAUAUCUUGACAUAAGAGAUAUUACCACCUCUAGCCAACCUUGUACGUUUUUGCUUCCAUGCUUAUUGUCUUUCAGUGUUCUAGAAGGUCUGAUGUUGAAGACUGAUGUCUUGGAAGCUGUUAUUGAUCUCUGGCUAAUCAGAUUUCAACUCCUGUUGAGGUGAUCAAUACAGGCUGAGGAGGAGCAGCUGUUUAUUGAUCCUAUUCAUGAUUCUAUUUCAUUUGUGUGUGCUGUUUUAAUGUAAAUCUUUUUUUUUUUUGCUUGAUUGGACUGUUUAUUCUGCAGUACAUUUAACACUCCAAUAAACUUUACAACUAUACUCACGACUUACUUUACAU
This is a messenger RNA of Doryrhamphus excisus (bluestripe pipefish), 5033 nucleotides long. RefSeq names its product nestin (gene nes). NCBI's taxonomy places the organism in Eukaryota, Metazoa, Chordata, Actinopteri, Syngnathiformes, Syngnathidae. Gene Ontology annotation, biological process: positive regulation of intermediate filament depolymerization. The record is from RefSeq and is a predicted model, not a curated record. Gene Ontology annotation, cellular component: intermediate filament. Gene Ontology annotation, molecular function: CCR5 chemokine receptor binding; intermediate filament binding.